AUGUCCGAUCAUCCAACUGCAAUUCCCAAAGGCUCCUGGGUUCUUGUGACAGCCGCAAACGGUCACACUGGGAGUCAUAUUGUCUUCGAGCUAUUGAAGAGAGACUUCAAGGUCCGCGGCACUGUUCGAGACUUGAAAUCCAGCCAGUGGUUACUUGAGGACGACUUUGUUUCCAAGUACGCAGAACGCGGUCAUAUCGAGCUUGUAGUUGCUGAUACGACCAAACCCCAUGACUUUGAUAGAGCCGUACAGGGCGUUGUGGCUGUCAUACAUGUUGCAGUCAUUGGGGAUUUGGUUCCUGAUCCCAAUGUUGCCAUUCCAGCUACUAUAGAGUCAGCCUUGUCUGUUUGUCGGUCAGCAGCAAAGGAACCAUCCGUGAAGCGAUUUGUCUUCACUUCAACCUUUUGGGCUGCUACCUUUCCAGUCCCUGGUGCCAGUGAUACCAUUACAAACCUUGACACUUGGAACGAUGCUGCGAUUCAAGCUGCUUGGGCCCCUCCUCCAUAUGAAUCGGAUCGAAUUCUGCCGGUGUAUUUCGCAGCCAAGGUUGAGGCAGAAAAGGCAGUCUGGAAGUUUGUAAAAGAUGAGACACUCCCCUGGGUAGUCAACUCAGUCAGCCCUUGUGUUAUCCUGGGAGACCUCCGAGAUGAUAAGCAUCUGCGGUCCGUACCGCCCCAGCUCAUUGAACAGCUUUAUUUGGGCAAUACUGAAAAGCUGCAAACUCCAGCUAUGUAUUACAGCCACGUCACUGAUGUCGCAAUUAUCCAUGCCGCCGCUGCAAUCGACCCCGGCGUACAAGGUCAACGCAUUCAAGUUCUCGCAUCAUCUUUUACAUGGAACGACUGUCUAGAUAUCCUACGAAGCGCUUAUCCCAACCGCAGCUUCUUAGAUAACUUUAUUUCUGGCGACCCGAAAUUGAUAUACAACAUUGAGAGGGACAUUGCUCUUGAUCUCCUACAGAAAUGGGCCGGGCGUGGUUGGAUCAGUUUGGAGUCGAGUGUUACAGAAGUGGUGAAUUACUUGUUCAAGGCCAAGAGGCUGGAUAACAAGUAG
Molecule: messenger RNA, 1053 nt
Organism: Fusarium musae
Lineage: Eukaryota; Fungi; Ascomycota; Sordariomycetes; Hypocreales; Nectriaceae
Exons: 2
Coding region: 1-1053 (350 amino acids)
Molecular function (GO): oxidoreductase activity, acting on the CH-OH group of donors, NAD or NADP as acceptor
Source: RefSeq, a predicted model, not a curated record